Molecule: messenger RNA, 2690 nt
Organism: Rhododendron vialii
Lineage: Eukaryota; Viridiplantae; Streptophyta; Magnoliopsida; Ericales; Ericaceae
Product: probable amidase At4g34880
Exons: 5
Coding region: 999-2534 (511 amino acids)
Source: RefSeq, a predicted model, not a curated record
GGAAUUUUUUUAUGAUGGGCUGAAAUUAGUUGCCAAGCAUGGUCAUUUCCUCUUUAGAAACAAAGGGUGUUUGUUAGCGUGCCCGCCUGGUACUCACCUCUUUGUCCCAAACUACAGUGUCAAAAAUGGUGUAUGAGCUGUAGCUCCUGUCAAUUUGGACAAAAAUUGCGAUGGUGCACUUUAGUCCACAAAUCACAGGGCUUUAUCUGCUGAUUUUUAAAUGAAAGAGGGUUGUCGCACAUAGUCCAAACCAUAAGGGGUUAAACUGUAGUUUGUCCAAAAAAUUACCCUCUCCAUGGAGCUGGUAACUAAACGCGGAUAGAGUAAAAAAGUGGUGUAAUAUUACGCCACCGAGGUAAUACUAGCCCCCAAAUAUUACUCUUAGUACAAUUUAUUGACCCUUCAAGCAACUUAAGGGUCGAGCUUUUCUUGAUUCCAAAGAGGACAGAGCACAUGAAAUUGCUGAAAUUCAUGUGGUUCCCACCAAUCUGUGGAAUCCUAUGGGUGCCAACAUUCAUUCAAAAGCAACAAGAAGAAAGGUUAACAGUGGGUCAUGAUACGAUGUCCCUCCACUUUACAAGCAUAUACCAUUGGAUCAUCAUAUCUCUUUUGUCUAUAUAUACAAGGAUGGGAUCAGGGGGGUCUAGUGGCGGCGGCCGCUACGACAAGAAUUUUAGAAAACGCAAUUAUUAUAUGUGAAAAAAAAAAUUUAUCCCCAACUUAUAUAGUGUUGCCACUGCUAGAUUUUUUUCCUUAUUUUUUAUUAUAUACUAGUCAUAAAUCUUCUAUUUUUUUUCAAGAAAGGAGAUCCAAAAAAGUAUUCUAAAACUAAAUUCAAUGGGCCAAUAACUAUUAAUAUUAUAAUGCAUCUUUUUAUUUUUUUAGCAUACAUUUCGCCACUGUUAGGGUAAAAUCCUGGUUCCGUCCUUGUAUAUAUAGCUUUGAAUUCUCACCAGUGUCUUACUGAUUUUAGUCAUAGUGUUUUCGAUUCUUUCACUAUGGCCAUCGGUAAAAUACUGCUUAUGUUUCUGGGUGAGACCUUGUUUGGAUUCAGCAGUACCAUGGUGAACAGUGAAUUCUCAAUCAGAGAAGCUAGUGUGCACGAUAUCCGGAUUGCUUUCGAGCAAGACAAACUCACUUCCAGGAAACUUGUUGAAUUCUACCUGAGAGAAAUUGAAAGACUCAACCCAGUUCUUCGAGCAGUCAUUGAGGUGAAUCCAGAUGCUCUCGACCUUGCAGACAAGGCUGACCAAGAGCGUAAGGCCAAGGCACCUGUGUCAAAGUCUUGGUUGCACGGUAUCCCUGUUCUGCUCAAGGAUAACAUUGCAACCAAGGAUAAGCUAAACACCACAGCUGGGUCAUUUGCGCUGCUUGGUUCAGUUGUGCCCCGGGAUGCAGGGGUGGUGGCGAAGCUGAGGAAAGCAGGCUCAAUCAUAUUGGGAAAGGCGAGCUUGAGUGAGUGGGCAAAUUUCAGGUCGUCUGAUGCUUCUAAUGGCUGGAGUGCUAGAGGCGGCCAAGCUGUGUGUCCAUAUGUGAAAUCAGCAGACCCAUCGGGAUCAAGCACAGGAUCGGCAAUAUCGGUAGCAGCAAAUAUGGCUGCAGUAUCACUAGGCACAGAGACAGAUGGGUCCAUCAUAUCUCCGUCCAGUUACAACUCUGUGGUUGGGUUCAAACCCACAGUAGGCCUUACGAGCCGAGGAGGGGUCGUCCCAAUCUCCCCUAGGCAGGACACCGUUGGGCCAAUCUGCAGAACAGUAUCAGAUGCUGUUUAUGUCCUUGAUGCCAUUGUGGGGUAUGAUCGCUAUGAUGCUGUGGCAACAAGAAAAGCUUCGACUUACAUUCCUCAUGGUGGAUAUGUGCAAUUCCUCAAGGCUGAUGGGCUUAAGGGAAAGAGAUUAGGGAUAACAAUAGAUCCCUACUUUGGUUUCCCUAAAACGUCGGAAAUCGCUCAACUGUUUGAGCAGUCUUUUCACAUGUUAAGGCAAGGAGGUGCAAUUUUGGUAGACCGUCUGGAAAUUCCAAACCUUGAAGCUAUUUUUCCCAUGCUUGGAGGCGAACAAAUAGCUUUGCAGGCUGAGUUCAAGUUGUCACUAAAUGCUUAUCUCAAAGACUUGGUCACUUCUCCGGUGAGAUCAUUGGCCGAUGUAAUAGCCUUUAACGAUAAAUUCUCAGAUUUGGAAAAACUUCACGAGUAUGAUCAAGAUACCUUUUUGGAAGCUGAGAAAACAAAUGGGAUAGGCAAAUUAGAGAAGGAAGCCUUGCGAAAUUUAACAAGAGCAUCCAAAGACGGGUUUGAGAAGUUGAUGAGGAAAAAUAAGUUGGAUGCAUGGGUAACACCCCGGGCAGUUGGAUCUUCGGUGCUUGCAGUUGGAGGAUAUCCGGCGAUUAAUGUUCCAGCAGGCUACGACGGCAAUGGGGUACCAUGCGGCAUUUCUUUCGGAGGAUUGAGGGGUUCAGAGCCUAAACUCAUUGAGAUUGCGUUUAGCUUCGAGCAGGCUACUAAGUUUAGGAAGCCACCUUCGUUUAAACCUUAAUCUCAUUUAAUGAAUGUAUUUUUAACCUGCAUGUCAGAAGUGAAUGCAGCACAAUACUAAAGUGCUCUGCCUGCAAGUUUUGUUUUUUGUUUGUUUUUACUGUAAGCUAAUUAUCGACUAAAUCAAAUAAUGGGAUCUGCAGUUUUUCAUAAUAAA